Hemiscyllium ocellatum (epaulette shark) is the source of this 4927-nucleotide messenger RNA. It is a transcript of the gene anln, whose product is annotated as anillin, actin binding protein. The transcript has 24 exons. Gene Ontology annotation, cellular component: actomyosin contractile ring. Gene Ontology annotation, biological process: mitotic cytokinesis; actomyosin contractile ring assembly; septin ring organization. The record is from RefSeq and is a predicted model, not a curated record. Bases 124 to 3525 code for a protein of 1133 amino acids. Lineage: Eukaryota; Metazoa; Chordata; Chondrichthyes; Orectolobiformes; Hemiscylliidae.
GAAUUUGAAAUUUUGAAUGCAGUUGGGCGCAGUUCGAGAUCGUGGAGGUAGCAGCACGAGAAGAGCUUGAAGAAGCAGGUUGUUUGACACGGGCUGAUUUGGCUGGCGUGUCACUCGGAAAGCAUGGACCCGUUCACUGAGAAAUUACUUGAGCGAACUCGGGCUCGGCGAGAGAAUCUGCAGAAGAAGAUGGCUGAGAGGCCCACAGCAGCUGCUCGACAAAUUGUAAAAAGAUCCAGGGAACCUUUGUCUGAGGCUAGCAAUCAACCAUUGGAAGUUACUGAGGAAGUAAAAAUGUCAACCAAGCCUUCUCCAUCCAAACGACGCUGUUCAGAUAAAAUGGAAACUCCCAUCCCUGAGGCAGAGAAUGAAGAGCUGGAAAUUCCUCUUUUACAACAUCCUCCAAGUCAACCUGUUACAUUAAUUGGGGUUCAGGACCAGCAAAGUGUGAAUCAGAAUACACUUCCAGUAUCCUCUGUGAAGAAUCGAAUGCAAGCAUUGGUCGAACAACGACUCCAAUGGGACAGUUAUGGUAAUGAUAUUGAUCCACCUGUAUUGCCUGCACAUUCAUGGAAACCGGCGUCCCCACCACCUCUGCAGACAGUGAGCACUGUCGAGUCUAAAACUCCAGCUGGAAGGAGAGAACGUUUUGCAAACCUUGCUGCAACAAUUAGCUCCUGGGACGAUGACUUGAGCCAUCCGACGAUAAAGCAAAACAAACCGCCAGGACAGCCUGGUACUGCUUGUUUACCAGUUGUUUCCGCAGCAAACAGAGCUGCAGACUGCAGUAGCAGUGUUAAACAGCAAGAUAUAACGAAUCCUCAAAGAACUGUAGAAAGCACCGUUAAUAAAGCUAUCGUUACAGUGUCACAGGGAGUAGAUAAUUUGCCCAAAGAGCUCAGUCCAAAGAUAAUUGAGGAGCCCAAGUCACCAGUACCUGAAAAGACACUUGCCCAAGAAAAAGUCCAGCUUAGUCCAAAGAAAACUGAAGCCAAAUCAAUAUCAGCAAAAGGGGCAAUUACUCCGCAUCAGAUCCAGUAUAAAAAUCAACAAACCAAACUGUCAGCAUCCCAGGUUCAAUCUAGAGACACUCUCACUACUCCAGGUGGUACAGGGGUCAAGUCUUUUCUGGAACGUUUUGGUGAGCGAUGCCAACAACACGUUGUAUCAAACUCUGCUCCAUCCACUCCUGGACAGAGAACUCUUAACGUUACACCCAACACAAAAGCAAUCCAGGAUCGACUUUUUAAACAGCAGGAACCUUCUACAACAGCAAAUUUAACUCAGCAACGUAAACAGGAACGUGAAAAAGAAUUGGCUAAUAUUCGCAAUCGUUUUCAGAGGGGUAACUUGUGGAGUACUGAUAAGGAAAAAGAAAAUAACUUGGAGAAGCAUUCCGAGGACUGCAGUGAUUCUUUCCCUAGGACCUCUGAGCAAGGGAAUCCAAAAGUUCACAGAUCCCAGAUGAGUGCUGCACAGCACCCACCUCAGUCAGCAAUGCAACAAAAUCCAAAAUCGUCAGUGAACUGUGCAUUAAUGGAAGCACUUGAACCAUCAUCUACAAAAAUAUCUAACUCUGCUUAUGCAGUUGCUUCUUGUGGACAAAAUUCGAAGGAGGUUUCAAAUAGUCCUUUAAAAAAGGUUACUUUCGUCUCUGAACAACUGAAUGUCACAGAGAAUGCGCCAAGGAAUGGAGAAAAGGGUGAUGAUGAAAGAAAUACUGAUAAAGCUGAAGCGGCAUGUGUAGUUGAGAUGAACGUUGACAAUGAUGAAGAAAUUAACAGUUUGGAGGUCAUUAAUGAAUUAUUUGAUGGGGUAUUGGAAGAAGAAGAAUAUGGGGAUGAAGAAUCGGAUGAAAGAAAAGACUGCAAAAAUGAAAUCGAAAGUGAAAUGGAGGAGAAAAAUGAUGAACUGAACAUAUCCUCAAUGUCACUACUUGCUCCAUUGGUAGAAACAGUUGAUGCUGUCACAAACCCAGAGAAAUCUGUUUCUACAAAUAUUGCAACGAAUCCUGCAACACAGGACAACUUAAUUUCAAACAAAACGAAGAUGGACAAAUUACAACAAGAACAUAUAACCAGAACAGAGUCUUCUAGCAGUGUGGGGUCAUCAACGGGUGGCCAUAGCUUAUUAUACAGUAUUGACGCCUACAGGUCCCAAAGACUUAAUACCGAACGCCCUUCAGUGAAACAAGUCAUUGUUCGUAAAGAGGAUGUUUCUCAAAGACUUGAGGAAAAGAAUAGUGCAACUCCAGGUUCAGUUACUAUUAAACAGAAGAUGAAGACUCUGAACAAUGAGAUAAACAUCCAGCAGAGUGUUAUCCACCAGGCAAGCCAGGCUUUAAACUGUUGUACAGAUGAAGAUCAUGGGAAAGGAUCUCAGCAAGAAGCUGAGGCUGAGCGGUUACUACUGAUUGCCAGUGAAAAGAGGUUGGCACUUCUUACUGAACUGAAUAAGCUGAAGAAUGAAGGGGUGCCUGCAAGUAAAAGAGGAGGCCAUAUGGAGAAAGCAUCUAAUGAAUAUGCUCCGUCAAGGGGCUGUGUUGCACUUUCAGAAAUUCGCCUUCCUUUGAAGGCUGAUUUCAUCUGUUCAACAGCUCACAAAACUGAUGCUGCCAGUUAUUAUUUCUUUAUACUGAUUAAAGCGGGAGCUUUAAAUAUGGUUGCCACUCCACUGGCCACCACCCAGAUUGCACUAAGUGGUGAUGCUAUUAGUUUCCCCACAAAAUUUACACUGCAGGAUGUCUCGAAUGAUUUUGAAAUUGAAAUAGAAGUUUAUAGUUUGACACAAAACCGAGAGAGCAGUACUACAGACAAGAAGAAGAAACCUAGUAAAUCUAAGGCCAUUACUCCAAAGAGGUUGUUGACUUCAAUCACAAAAAGCAACUUGCAUACACCAGCUUUGGCAAGUCCUGGAGGUCCCAAUGCAGUGCGUACCAGUAAUUUCACCAUGGUUGGAUCUCACAAGUUCACACUGUCUUCAGUAGGAGACACAAAAUUCCAACUAGAGAAGGUUCCUUUCUUGUCUCCUCUUGAAGGUCAUAUUUAUGUAAAACUGCAGUGCCAGGUUGGUUCUACAAUUGAAGAACGUGGUUUUUUGACCAUGUUUGAUGAUGUGAGUGGUUUUGGAGCUUGGCAUCGACGUUGGUGUGUCUUAUCAGGAAACUGCAUCUCAUAUUGGACCUAUCCAGAUGAUGAGAAAUGCAAGAACCCACUUGGCCGUUUGAACCUGGCUAACUGCACGAGCAGGAAAAUUGAACCAGCUAAUCGUGAGUUUUGUGCUCGACCCUACACUUUGGAACUUGUCACUGUUAGACCUCAACGAGAAGAUGACAGAGAGACUCUUGUCAGUCAGUGCAAGAAUACUCUUUGUGUCACCAAGAACUGGUUGUCUGCUGAUACCAAAGAUGAACGCAACCUCUGGAUGCAGAAGCUCAAUCGGGUUCUAGUUGAUCUGCGAACUUGGCAACCAGAUGCUUGCUACAGACCUCACAUCCUUUUGAAGGAGAUUGAACACCAUUAUUAGCUAGUUUUAUUUACCAUCAAAGUCCAUAAGUGACUAAAACAUUGAGCAUUGAACAAGUGCAAGUAUUUGUGGCAUUUUGUACAUUUAAAUGUUCCUGAACAACCAGCACACUGGCAAUAAUCAUUGUAUGUAAUGCCUGAAAAGAAUCUAGAAACAGAAAAGAUAGUCUUUGAUUGAUAAUUAACAUUAUUAGAGAAGGUAGAACUUUGGAAGACUAUAAUUAUAUUGUGUAACAUUUUAUACAAUAGCUAUUGCCUUGAGCUUAUUGAUUUACACCUGUUCUUUUGCAGUUGAAAAGAUGCAACAGCUAAAAGCUCAGUAUCUGAUCAUGUGUAAGAAUGGCUGUAACCUUCAUGGCUGGGAUUUUAUUUGAUAAAUGUCGCUUUGAAGUAAUUAAGCAAUUACAAAUAGUAACUACUUGCAAAUAAGAGGAACUGUUGUUAUAAACCAUGUUGAUUUUAAAAAAAGUUAAUUGUGUGGUUCUCCAUGUGUCAGCACUUUUUAAAAAUAUUGGACAUAUCUCAGUCCCUCAAAGGAAUCAGUUUCCAUCUGGUAUCUCACCAACAAUUCACAAUGUUUGUACGUAAGUGCAAUUGACCGAGAAGUGAAUAUGAUUGUACUGAGCCCUCUAAAGGGUUCUGCAUGUUACCAGGCUGUUUUGGCUGUUACACUAUGUAUCUUAAAAUUGUUGGCCUAUCUCAUGGACUAAUUUCAGAAAAUGUCAAUUUGAAAUAUCUGAAUCUUUGUUUCUAUUGUUUGAAACACCAGAAUUUUAGAGGUACCAGAACGCACUAUGCAAUAACUUUAUACAUAUAUUUUAAAUUAUGCUGCUAUUAUAUUACCUGCUUAAUGCUUGGAGGCUGUCACAUUUUACUUCAGCAAAUAGCAUUUUAAUAUGUACGCAAAAUUUAUAUGGACUGUUCUUGAGAGACGUAUUGAAACUUCAAUUGUAAUUUUUUUGUGUCAACAUCAUUGUGAAUAAUUUAAUAAUCCUACUUGAUAUUUUCGGGGCUAACUUUUUGUUCCUGUUGUGUAUUAAAUUAGCCUUUACCGUAAUAUGUGCACUCCAGUUAUAACAAUUUAAAGACAGGAUGUUUUGAUAAUGCUGAUACUGGUAUGCAAUGAUUUUGAACACGAGCUGUUGAUGCCAUUGUAAAACACAUUGGAAAACAUUGACAUCAUAGUUAUUGUCCAAGCUAUAGUUUAUACUACUAUGAAAUGUAUGUCAAAUAAAUAUUGUAAUAUCACACUAACAAACUUGUAAAGUAUUAAAUGCAAAGUUAUGCUAUUUUUAUUUCCAGUCAUGUUUGUAUCUUUCUCCAUUUUCUAUCCUGUCAUGUCUAUCUUUAAUCAGGCAAUGUUAUCUAGUUCCAUUUUGUAAUGUUUUAUUGUAUUAUUACAG